AUGCUCGUUGCCGUCUCGAUACUUGCACUGUCACUGUCAUUCCUGGUCUACCAGCGCCCGCCCUCGACAUGGCUUGCCUUCAUUACUCGCUUCACACAGUCUGACGCGUCGUCGAUACCUGAGAAGUCGCAGCAUGGCGAGACAGACGACAAGACCUCGGCUGCGGAGCAACGCAUAGAGCUGCAGACUGCGACAAGGCCUGAAGAUGGAAGAGUGUCUGCAAAGAGUCCAUCUCCCGAGUCGACUCCAAAAGCCGCUCCCAAAUCCGAACAAGAUGCGCCUGCAGUACCCUCCUUCACGCUCAACGAGCACGAGAGCUCCGACGAAGAUGAAGAAGACAACCUCCCACCGCCUUCCUUCCCAGCCAUCAACUCGGCGCAGCGAGCCUCCAAGCCACCUUCUGUAUCCGCCAUGCCUCCACCCAGCGCACCAACCCUCAUGGCCCCGCCACCAAAACCCACAACCUCCCUCAUGCCACCCCCACGAGUCGCUGCCUCAAACCUCCGCGCCCUUCCCAAUACUUCCUCGCAGUCAAUGCGCGUACCCACCACUGGCCCUCUUCCAAACCGCGGACCGCUGCCGAAUCGCGGUCCACCCACUUCAAACGGCAACCUGGGACUUCCUCCCAGCGCAGGUCCUACGCUCAAGACACCAAACGCCCGAGGCAAGGUACUGCUGUCGCCAGGCCACUCCCCGCUCGACUGGGCCUACCUGCAAAAGUCGGGCAAGAACUUGUCGGGCGUUGACUCAAUGAUACGCGUUACGCCCGCUAUGCUGAAAGAGAAGAAUGGGCGCAAGGGCAAACCCGCAUGGUCGAGCUACCAGGGCAAGGUUUACAACAUCUCGCCCUACCUGCCUUUUCACCCUGGUGGAGAGGGCGAGCUGAGGAGAGCGGCCGGCAAAGACGGGACGAAGCUGUUUAUGGAAGUACAUCCGUGGGUCAAUUGGGAGAACAUGAUGGACGUGGCUGGCUGUCUCAAGGGACCUUCCUUACAUGCCGAACUCAUAAACACGAGGCUGGGAGGUAUCCGCCACAGCAUCAUGGUCUUGAAUCUCGAUGACUACUUGCCCAUGUCCCGUGUCCUUCCAAUGGCAGAAUCAUGCCGCGCCUGUGCUUCUAUUGCUUUUCCCAUGCUUGAUCGUCAGAUAUCCGCCUAG
Messenger RNA from Alternaria atra, 1158 nucleotides. RefSeq lists its product as uncharacterized. Gene Ontology annotation, molecular function: heme binding. The record is from RefSeq and is a predicted model, not a curated record. NCBI's taxonomy places the organism in Eukaryota, Fungi, Ascomycota, Dothideomycetes, Pleosporales, Pleosporaceae. The transcript is spliced from 3 exons. The coding region runs from base 1 to 1158 and encodes 385 amino acids.